Messenger RNA from Saccharomycodes ludwigii, 2199 nucleotides. It is a transcript of the gene IKS1, whose product is annotated as protein kinase IKS1. NCBI's taxonomy places the organism in Eukaryota, Fungi, Ascomycota, Saccharomycetes, Saccharomycodales, Saccharomycodaceae. The transcript has a single exon. The record is from RefSeq and is a predicted model, not a curated record. Bases 1 to 2199 code for a protein of 732 amino acids. Gene Ontology annotation, molecular function: protein kinase activity; ATP binding. Gene Ontology annotation, biological process: protein phosphorylation.
AUGGAAAAUACCUUGAUGAGUUUAAUAUUAUACAAACAAGUUAAUGAACCAAUAACCACUAUUAAUGCGUCUAAUGAUUCAAGUGGUGACUCUAGCGGCAAUUCAAUUGAUAAUAAUAGCUUAGUACUUGCCAAUGGUUCUAUUAUUUUGAGAGAUCCUAGAUCCAACACGUUGGUUCUACAUAAUAAUGUAUCUGAUAAAAUUACCCUAUUGCAAUCUAUAUUUCAUGAUUUAGAAUACACCUGUCCCACGUGUGGCCAUCCACUAAAAGAUAAAGUUGAAUAUGAAAACCUAAAAAUAAGGAACAACACCAACAGUACAAAUAUGAAAGUUAGAGAUAAUCUUUAUUCAACUUCAACAAAUAAUAAUAAUAAUAAUAACAACAACAACAACAAUAAUAAUAGUACUACCACUAAUAAUAAUAAUGACAAUAAUAUAGAUUUCGACAACAGUGCUUCGCAAAGGUUUAUUCACGAAAACUAUUUCAGAUUAUUGAACAAGGGCUUAUUAGCCGAUAAAUCAAAUAUUUUACCAGCAUCCACAUCAUCACAGUCUUCUUCUUCUUCUUUUUCUUCUCCUUCUUCCUCCUCUCCUUCUCCUUUGGAUCAUAUACCCGCUUCAUUAUUUACUCAGGGAUACUAUAAAACUUUUUUUAAAAAAUUAGCAUUAUUAGGAAUCGGUGCUCGAGGAUCCGUUUUUAAAGUUCAACAUGUCUUAUUGAAUUCUAUUAAUCUUGGUGUAUAUGCUUUAAAGAAGAUACCCAUUGGGAAUAACUUAGAUUGGUUGGCCAAAGGUAUGUCGGAAGUUCAAUUGUUAAGCAAAAUCACUAAUAAUCAUCCAAAUUUAAUUAGUUAUAACCAUGUAUGGUUGGAAAUGGACAAUAGUAAUGGUAUAAUUCAAAGUGACGAAAAUACUAUCAAUAAAAGCGAAAACAUAUUUUUGAGUGAUCAGCAAGUAAUGAAUUCGACCACUGAGAAUCCAGGAUAUUCCAAGGUACCGUGCAUUUUUAUCUUGCAGCAAUACUGUGCGGGUGGAAACUUGGAGGAUUGUUUGAAAAGAAAUGUUUGGAACAUUGAAAAUGAAUUUGAUUCAAGAGAGGAAAGAAAAAGAAAAUUUAAAAACAUGAGAAUGAAAAGACGGCUGAGUAACAAUGGCAGCAAUGUUAACAUAUUUAAUGAAGGAUUGUCUACUUCCAAUAUAGUUUCUAUUUUGAAAGAUAUUGCAUGUGGACUACAUAAACUACAUGAACUUAAUAUAAUCCAUAGAGAUUUAAAACCGUCAAACUGUUUAUUGACAAAAAAAUACGAGGCUGGUGAUCCUAAAUUUCCCACAAUAGUUAUAAGUGAUUUCGGUGAAAGCCAAAUUGAGGGUCAGCUAAGAACAGCUACUGGAGCUACAGGUACAAUUGAGUUUACAGCGCCAGAAGUUUUGAUUGACAAAAAUACAAACUCAUCUACCGCCAACAGUAUUAAGACAGUUGCUAAUAAUACGAAUAAUAAUAAGUAUUGUGAAUUUACUUUCAAAUCCGAUAUGUAUUCACUAGGUAUGGUGGGAUAUUUUUUAAUUUUUAGAGAGUUACCUUGGGAAAAGAUCCCAACAAUGUCGGAAUUGAAAGUUCGGAUAAGAUCGUAUGUAUUUAGUUCGGAAAAAAUGCGAGAAAACUACCAUUUUGCACCGGAAAUUGACCCCAGACUUUUUAAACUAUUGGAGAAUUUACUUUCCCAUGAUCCCGAAACAAGGUUUUCAACUGAUGAGGUGUUAAUAUUUUUGGAGUCUAUUGAAAGUAUUAAAGACGAGACUGAAAAUACUAAAAAUGAGACUGAACAUGUGAGAGCUAAUUCAAUUAGCAAAGAAAUGGAAAAUGAGCUACUACCUGAUGAAUUUCUUAAAGAUAACGAUGAUAUUAAUAGCAAUCUUCAUGAUAAUGGUAAGUCUGAUAAUAGUAUUAGUCAUGUAAAUAUAAACGCAUCUAUGGAGAAUAAUAAACCCGAGAAAUUCCAAUACAAGUUAUUAGCCUUUUUAGUGAACUCCAUGCUAUGCUUUAUAUUAUUUUUUAAAGAGGAUGAUCAAUUUCCGUUUCAAGAAGCGGUGAGGUAUGGUCUGAUAUUAAUGUUAGGAUUAACUUGGAACUCAAUUUAUUUUGCACGCAUUUUUCAUGCCCUAUUGAUAAUUGGAAUUUUAUUAGUAACAUUGCUGUAA